This is a messenger RNA of Entamoeba invadens IP1, 2130 nucleotides long. RefSeq lists its product as hypothetical. The transcript has a single exon. Gene Ontology annotation, biological process: lipid metabolic process. Bases 1 to 2130 code for a protein of 709 amino acids. The record is from RefSeq and is a predicted model, not a curated record. Lineage: Eukaryota; Evosea; Mastigamoebida; Endamoebidae.
AUGGCCUUUUUCAACAGUCUAGUCAACAUGGGCAGCAGCUUAUUUUUCGAGUUGAACAACUUGGCCUAUUCAAUUUCUAUUGCUGUAUUGUUCCAACUCCUUUUUUUCACAACAGUCAUGUUAUUUGGGAUUUGUGUCAUAUUUAUCACAUCUGUGUCAUACCUCUUCUCUGAAUCUUACUACAUUAUUCUUUUGAUAUACGGGUUCUUUUUGAGUGUUAUACUGUUGUACAGAUACUUCCUAUUUUCGGUGGAAUAUUUCUCGAAAACGCUUGAACAAUACUCUAUAUGGAAAAUGAAGUUAGUCCCAGAGAAUCGGAAAAACGCAUCAGCGGCAUUAGUUCGUUUGAUCCGAUCAUAUAAACUUCCACAGAUGAAUGGUGUCAUUUCAGUCAUAGCCAGGAUAGUCUUAGUCAUUACAGACAACUUUAAUCUUCUUAUUUUCAAUAUAGCUUUUGUUGUGAUACUUACUGCAAUCAUCACUAAAGCCUUUUAUACAACGAUCUUAAUCAAUACGAUUGGUUACACUUACUUACUCUUUGGGUGGGUAUCACUUACAUUUUAUUUUGUCGCGGUUAUUGUUGUCGAUUUUAUCUUUGAGGUCAUCAAAACGUACAAAGAAAAAGGCAAAGUUAAUUGGCUUAGAGUUGUUCCUCUCUGUCUUCCUUGCAGUUUUGUUUUUUGGUUUUUCGGGAAGGUGUUGGAUCAUCCAAAGCGCAUCAAACCUAUUUUCAGAGUCGUUGUGUUGUGGGUUGUCACCUUUAUGUUGGUCGCAUUUGUAUUGGUUUUCCUUUUCUCGUUGAUUAUGGUGACUGUAGAUUCGGCGAAGUAUAACACAACAAUGGUAUGUUAUUGGCUAUUAUUUAUCAUCGCAAUGAUCACUGGACUUAUUCCAGCAACAGAAGAUUUAAAAAUUCAACAAAAAGAGGACAAAAAAGAACAAGAAGAAUAUAUUGUGCUUAUGAACCAAGACGAAGAUUUGGACUUUGUGAUGGGUGUUGAAAAACCUCCAGAGGAGUAUAUCCCAACUUCUUAUUUUGAUGUGUUUGAACAAGUCAGGCAGCGGAUCUGUGGUUUUGAAUUUAAGCACUCCGCUUUCUUAGUGGAGGUGUUUUGUGGUAUUCUCUUGUUACUUGUAGUGUUUGAAACGUCGACGUUAUCGUCGCUUUUGAAAACGUCACCAUCAGAAAACUCCAAUUUACCAGACAAGAACACCGCUUUUGCUAAAUUCCGGACGGAAACUAUUUUGUGGGGUGAUUGGAUGAAUGUUGGAUUAAAAGAAAAUUCAAAAGGAACUGCGACAAAUUACGCAAUUGAAUACUCACAUCUAUGUAGCAGUGAUGCAUAUGGUAUAACACCAAAUGAAUAUAGUUUUUUGAGUUACAUGGCGUACCACGAUAACAACAUAAUUCCUGCGAACACGACGUAUGCAACUAUUUAUGGAUUCUUAAAAGAAAGAGGGUGGUCUCUUGAGUACCAUUUGGAAGCAGACGUUCUGCACUAUCUUGUGGCGACAAAUUCAAAAAGCGGAGUUGUUGUUGUGAGUUUCCGAGGAACGUAUUCACUUGACGACUGUGUUCAUGAUUUGCAACUCUUUGUCGAGUCAAUUAUACCCUCUUUAUCUACUACAAUAUUUCCCAUGUUCACCGACCAAGUCCUCUCUUGGAUCAGUUACGCAUUGUCAUAUUUUGGUUCCAGAGCUUUCCCACGUGGUUCGUUGUAUCUCAUUGAUAUUGCCAAAGACGUUGUAGUGAAAUUACAAAAAGAGGUUGGUCCGCAAACCAAAGUGGUUCUAGCUGGGCAUUCGUUGGGAGGGGGGAUUGCAAACAUUGUUGGUGCACUGGUUGGUCUCAACAGUUUUGGUGUUUCACCGCCUGGCAUUUUUUAUGGCCGCAAAAGCCUUGGGCUGACCAAGCAAGAACUCACCGUGACUUCCAGGGGAAUCAUUCCAGAAAGAGAUCCUGUUGCAAAUUCUGGGGAGAACGGGGGACUAAUUAUGCGAAUUCCGUGCUACAAAGACAAAGUGUCGUGUCACGACAUAGGUAUUACAGUUUGUAUGAUAGGAGGUCUCUGUAAUGAGACUGAGAUGAGUGUUUUAUGUCAAGCCGAUUGGGAUGAGUGGGGUUUUUGA